Drosophila bipectinata is the source of this 1224-nucleotide messenger RNA. It is a transcript of the gene HemK1, whose product is annotated as HemK methyltransferase 1. Lineage: Eukaryota; Metazoa; Arthropoda; Insecta; Diptera; Drosophilidae. The record is from RefSeq and is a predicted model, not a curated record. Gene Ontology annotation, molecular function: nucleic acid binding; protein methyltransferase activity. Gene Ontology annotation, cellular component: mitochondrion. Gene Ontology annotation, biological process: protein methylation.
CUCUUAAACUUGGCCACACUGCGUCGAAUUAGAACGGGCAGCUGGUCGGCGUAAAAAUUUUUUGUUAAUCAAUAGCAAUUAGAUAAUAAGUGAAAUUAUGCUUAGACAACUGACACGGUCACUGCGCCUGACCUCGCGCGCAUUCACGCAUUUCAACUAUGGCACAGAUUCCACGGCUGGACAGAUUCCGGUGACCCAGGCCCUGGUGGGCUGGGCGGAAAAGCUCAAGGCCGCUGGUAUUGAGGACACCAAAUUCAACCUUAAGUGCAUCAUAUCCCAUGUCCUGAACAAGAAAUUUAACACCGUACCGGAUUCGUAUGAAAAGCUUCAGUUCAAUUCGAGUCAGUUGGCCGAUUUUGAGCGUUUCCUGGAGGCACGAUGCGCUCGAAUGCCCCUGCAGCACAUCAUUGGCGAGUGGGACUUUAUGGAUCUCACCCUGAAAACGGCACCAACUGUAUUCAUACCUCGCCCUGAGACCGAGGAGUUUGUCCGGCUGGUGAUCGAGAACUACAAGAAUGAGAAGCACGUAAAUAUGCUGGAAGUGGGUUGUGGUUCCGGUGCCAUGUCGCUUGGCAUGUUGCACAAUUUGCCACAGGUGGUGUCCACCGCCAUUGAAAGAAGCAAGGCUGCCACCGUGCUGGCUGCGGAGAACGCCAAGCUUCUCAACCUCCAGGAUCGGUUCACUGUUCACAACCACACCAUGGAGGAGGACAAGUACUUGCCAGAGGAGCUAAAAGACAAAAAGUACGACUUGAUUAUUUCCAAUCCGCCUUAUGUUAAGACGGAGGAGUUUCAGUAUCUGCAUCCCGAAGUGGUGGUCUAUGAAAACCUCAACGCUCUGGAUGGCGGUUCCGAUGGCUUGCGAGUGGCUCGGUUGGUCUUUGAGUUGGCCUGCCGUCACUUGCAUCCCGGUGGCAAGCUCUGGCUGGAGUUGGGCAACGAGCACCCGCCCAUGGUGAAGACCAUCAUGAACCUGCAGUACGAGGGACGCCUGAAGUUCAUAGCCAGCUAUAAUGACCAGUAUAAGCGCGAAAGAUUCGUCCAGAUUGAAAAAGUCUAGACGAGAUUUAUUUAAACCCACACUGCUGAUACGACUUAGAUAAUGCAAUUACCAAUUACCAUGCCUACGCAUUUAGCUGUGAUUUGAUUUAUAACCUCACGACCGCAAGCUGCCCAGAGGCUCUCACGUAAUAUAUAUUAAAUAUAUAUACAUCUUAAAGAAUA